This is a messenger RNA of Jatropha curcas, 881 nucleotides long. Its product is annotated as oleosin G. Gene Ontology annotation, cellular component: monolayer-surrounded lipid storage body; membrane. NCBI's taxonomy places the organism in Eukaryota, Viridiplantae, Streptophyta, Magnoliopsida, Malpighiales, Euphorbiaceae. Gene Ontology annotation, biological process: lipid storage. The record is from RefSeq and is a predicted model, not a curated record.
CACGUGUACCCUUGCAUGUCUCCAAUACCCAACCAUUCUUAACACCUGUCCCUAUCCUGCCCUUUCUUCUCACACCAUCAUCAUCAUCUAACCUUACCACUUCCUCUUCUCUUCUUUAGCCCUUCCCCUUUCUCCCUCUCUCUUUCUUUCUAAAACCUUCACCUUUUCGUUCAUGGCUGACCGUACUCCUCCUCAGAGACCAUCAAGAUUCUCAGCUGCCUCAACAACCGUUAACGGCUCCACUUUUCUACGUAAACUCCGAGCCCAUGCGCCUAACUCAACCCAACUCGUCGGUCUUUUGACUCUUCUUAUUACCGGCUCCAUUCUUCUCCUCCUUGCAGGCCUUACUGUCACUGCUACAGUUCUUGCUCUAAUCUUUUUCGCUCCUCUUAUCGUAAUUUCUAGCCCGAUAUGGAUUCCAGUCGCAAUCUUUCUCUUUAUCUCCGUCGCAGGGUUCUUAUCCAUUUGUGGGUUUGCGGCGGCGGUCGUGGGUGGGUUAUCUUGGAUUUAUAGAUAUUUUAGAGGGUUGAAUCCACCUGGUUCUGACCGGUUUGAUUAUGCACGUAGCCGGAUUUAUGACACGGCGAGUCAUGUGAAGGAUUAUGCUAGAGAAUAUGGUGGGUAUUUGCAGAGCAAGGUGAAGGAUGCAGCUCCUGGUGCAUGAUAUGAUCGGAUCAGAAAAUGGGUCUGGUUUUUUCAUGCUUUUUCUUUUCUUUUUUUUCUUUUUUUUUUUGUGGGGUUAUGAUUUAAUUUUUGUCCAUUUAUAAUUAAUGGUGGAAUAUUUUUGUUUAGUGCUUUGUCUUUAAUGCUUAUAAAAAAUGUUUAAUGUUUGUAUGGAGGGUUUGGUGCUUUAUUUGGAUUCGAUUCCAUUGUCGUUUUAA